This is a messenger RNA of Trifolium pratense (red clover), 1298 nucleotides long. RefSeq names its product E3 ubiquitin-protein ligase MIEL1. The transcript is spliced from 12 exons. Bases 16 to 948 code for a protein of 310 amino acids. Gene Ontology annotation, cellular component: nucleus. Lineage: Eukaryota; Viridiplantae; Streptophyta; Magnoliopsida; Fabales; Fabaceae. The record is from RefSeq and is a predicted model, not a curated record. Gene Ontology annotation, biological process: protein ubiquitination; ubiquitin-dependent protein catabolic process. Gene Ontology annotation, molecular function: zinc ion binding; ubiquitin protein ligase activity.
CUAUUAUAAUUGUGGAUGAAGACAAAACAAAACUAUUCUCAGCACCAAAACAAAAUCUUCACAAACCAAAGAAAACUCCCCAUCCCAUCUCUCUGCCUUCCUUCCUUCCUUUCCCCCCUUCCUCCCCUCUCCCAUCCAAAACUCAUGGAAGGCUCUGACAUUGAACGUCUUGAUUUUGGAAAGAUGGGACAUGGGUGCAAGCAUUACAGAAGAAGAUGCAGGAUUCGAGCUCCUUGUUGUAAUGAGGUUUACUCAUGCCGUCAUUGUCAUAACGAGGCAACGAGCAUGUUGAAAAACCCUUUUGAUCGUCAUGAACUUGUUCGUCAAGAUGUUGAACAAGUUGUUUGUGCGGUUUGUGAUACAGAACAGCCAGUUGCUCAAGUUUGCACUAACUGUGGUGUUAGAAUGGGGGAAUAUUUCUGUGAAAUCUGCAAAUUCUUCGAUGAUGAUACGGGGAAACAGCAGUUUCAUUGUGAUGAUUGUGGGAUCUGCAGAGUUGGUGGGAGUGAGAAUUAUUUCCAUUGCCAGAAGUGCGGCUCUUGCUAUGGAGUUGCUUUGCGCGAUAAUCAUUUAUGUGUGGAGAAUUCCAUGAGGCAUCACUGUCCAAUUUGUUAUGAGUACCUUUUUGACUCGUUGAAAGACACCACUGUUAUGAAAUGUGGUCACACAAUGCAUUGUGAAUGCUACCAUGAGAUGGUAAAGCGUGACAAGUACUGUUGUCCUAUAUGUUCCAAGUCGGUGAUUGACAUGUCUAUGACAUGGAAGAGAAUCGAUGAAGAGAUUGAAGCAACUGUCAUGCCUGAGGAUUAUCGGAAUAGAAAGGUCUGGAUACUUUGUAAUGACUGCAACGAUACAACCGAAGUUCACUUCCACAUUAUUGGGCAUAAAUGCGGUCACUGCAAUUCAUAUAACACUCGUGCUAUUGCUCCUCCCGUUCUUCCGCAAUAACCAACAAAUUCACGCCGUUCAAGAAACACGUCUAUCCCUGUGAUCCAAUUAUUGUAGAGCAUCAUUUAAUUCAUCAACAAGAUUAGUGGUAUAUUGUGUAUGCCCUUAAACUUUUCAUAGCUUAUUCUUCCUCCAACAUAUGGAGUGGAUUUGUGGAGUUGGUAUUCGGGUCAUCGAGACUUUUAUAAACAUUUGUAUACUAAAACUAUCAUAGGGGAAAAAGUUUACUCUUCAUGUGCUUCUGGUAAUUGUGUUUUUGUCUUGUUAUUGUUGUAUUGAUAUUGGAGGAUGGAUUAGCUUUUCUUUGCCGUUGAAUUUAAUCUACACAACUCAGUGAUUCUUUCCUUUUA